This is a messenger RNA of Fusarium musae, 2949 nucleotides long. RefSeq lists its product as uncharacterized. Lineage: Eukaryota; Fungi; Ascomycota; Sordariomycetes; Hypocreales; Nectriaceae. The record is from RefSeq and is a predicted model, not a curated record. The transcript has 8 exons. Bases 1 to 2949 code for a protein of 982 amino acids.
AUGAGCAACCGUCUUUCUUCCAAGUUUAUCGAGGACAGUACCAUCCGAGACAACAUGUUUGACCAGACAACCUUGGCUGCUCUUCAGCCUAGUUCAGGGCCCACUUCAGGCACUACAACCCCUGAUCGAACCGGCAGUACAACCCCUUACAAUGUCUCAUCUCCUCCCAGAGGUAGACGCACUACAUCGGACCUCAAGUGGAAUACUUCUCGAUCAAGGCCUGCCUCCAUUGCUCCCUCACGUCACUCCCUCAUGGGAGAUUGUGAUGUGUCGGACCCGUCUAUGAUUGCCAAGUAUGCCUCACGACGUGCAGCACUCCUCGGCUGGUUCGAUGAGCCUGUUGAAAGGACCGUUGCCAACGGUGUCUCACUCACUGGAGUCGCCAUCAAAUCGGAGGAAAGCUAUGUCUUUCAACCCGCAGAUGUAGAUCCAGAUCUUGCAGGUGCUAUCUCAAAGCUUGGUGUUGAAGCAUGCAUGUCCAUCUCAUCUGAGACACUGUCCAACAUCAUCAAGUCCAUUCCCCCAACCCAACGAUCACUUGUCUCAGAUGUAACUGGAGCCCGUAUCCCCAUCGUUCCCAACUUGACGGGUGUCACUGCUGAGCUGUCUCACUACUCACGUGCAUGCAUCGCCCACGAGGAACGUAUUGUUCUUGUUUGGUCUCAGGAUCCCAAGGCUAUCAUCAACGUUGCCGACCAUGUCCAACAAGAAGUCUUCGAAAUUAUGCGAACCUCUUCCGAUGGUCCGCUUGAGAAAGACAUCCCCACUCGAUCCACCUCGACCCAGCGUAGCUCCAGUGUUGCACCAGCCCCUUACUACGUCCGCGGCGGCCUCGAUGAGAAGAAUGAGAUCUUCCAACGUGCUGUUGCCCUCGAAGAGAAUGAAGAUGAUGAAGCAGAUGUUGAGAGAGCUGCUGCUCCCCGACCCAGACUCAAGAUGCAUGCUUUCAAGGUCACCUUCGCCAUCAUGCUCGUUGUCGUCACUCAGUCAUUGGGUGUUACCAAGCUCCUCAACGAGUACUACUGGGAUGGGGAUGCGACUCGCUUCGCUCUUGUCUCCACGAUUCCUCCUCUGACUCUAUUCUCCCUCUUCUUCUUCCUUGUUCUGGUCACAAGUCUGUUUCAGCUCUUCCUCCCCGUCAGCGUCUGUCUCAGGAACUCUCGCUUCCACUCUGCCAUCAAGCCCAACCCCAAGCGCCAUCGCGAUUAUGAGCUGCCUCACAUUACCAUCCAGAUGCCUGUCUACAAGGAAGGCUUGAAGGGUGUCAUUGUGCCCACUAUGAUCAGUGUCAUGGCUGCCAUUGAGUACUAUGAACAGCAGGGUGGAACGGCCUCUGUCUUCAUCAAUGAUGAUGGUAUGCAGCUCAUCCAGCCUGAUCUUGCUGAGGCUCGAAAGGCUUAUUAUCGUGAGAACGGCAUUGGUUACACUGCCCGACUACCUAACCUCAAAUCUCCCAAGAAGGGUUCCUGGUUUCGCAGAAGCAAGGAGUCCACUACUGAUAGUGUUGGGAAGCCUGAGUCAGAGAUGACACCUCAGGAGCUUGCCAACAAGAUCGGCUUCCAACGUCGAGGCAAGUUCAAGAAGGCCAGUAACAUGAACUACGGUCUUGCCUUCUCCAACCGUGUUGAAGACGAGAUGGCCCGCUUGAUUCAGCUCGAAUGUGAGCAGCGUGGGUGCGCCGAGGCCGACUUGACUGUUGACGAUGACAACCUGCUUUAUGAACGUGCCUUGGCCAACAUGCUUGCCGAAGACAAUGGCCGCACUUGGGCUGAGGGUAACAUUCGUAUCGGCGAGCUGAUCUUGCUCAUUGACUGCGACACACGCGUUCCUGUCGACUGCCUCUACUACGGUGCCCUGGAGAUGCAUGAGAGUCCCGAGGUUGCUAUCCUCCAACAUGGAUCCGGUGUCAUGCAGGUUGUCCACAACAUGUUCGAGAACGGAAUCACCUACUUCACCAACGUCGUCUACACUGCCAUCAAGUACGGUGUCGGUUCUGGCGAUGUCUCUCCCUUCGUCGGUCAUAACGCCUUCCUCCGUUGGAAGGCUCUCCAAGAUAUUGCCUUUACCGACCCAACCGACAAUAACCAAGUCAAGUGGUGGUCUGACUCUCAUGUGUCUGAGGACUUCGACAUUAGUCUUCGCAUCCAGAUGAAAGGCAUGAUCGUUCGCCUUGCGACUUAUCAUAACGGCGGCUUCAAAGAGGGUGUCUCUCUUACACUGUAUGACGAGUUAACUCGCUGGGAGAAGUACGCUUACGGCUGUAAUGAGCUUGUGUUCCACCCUUUCUAUCAAUGGCCUUACAAGGGCCCUGUCACCCGGCUGUAUCUCCGAUUCCUCUGGAGCAACAUCCCCAUCACUAGCAAAGUCACCAUCACAGCAUACAUCUUCACCUACUAUGCCAUUGCUUCAGGACUCUUUUUGACGGUUGCCAACUACAUCAUCAUUGGACUGUUCCCAGACAAGCUCGACCACCUUUAUAUGCCUUCCUGGGGUAUUUGGCUGUCUCUUGUCGUGAUCUUUAACGGCCUUGGUUCCGUCGCCUUCAGUAUGGCCCGACAUCAGCUCAAGGAUGAGGUCUUUUGGAAAGCAUUACUUGAUGCCAUUAAGUGGCUGCCCUUCUUGAUUAUUUUCUUUGGUGGCAUUAGCUUAAACUGCGCCAAGGCCUUGAUCUGUCAUGCAUGCAGCAUCAACAUCGAGUGGGCUUCAACUGCUAAAGAACCUGGACCAAGCGGUUUUUUUAUUGGGCUUGAUAAGAUGAUCGCAAGCUUCAAGUACACCUGGGUUAUCUGUAUUCUCAUUGCGGCGAUGAUGAUUUACUUUGCCGUCGGUGCACCAUGGGGAUAUACUAUUACGCCUGGUCCUCACUCAACUGCAAUGGUGGCUAUCAUUCCUCUAGCUAUACAGAUUUGCAGUGCUUUCUUCCUACCUCUUACUCUCGGGCUAAACUAG